AUGCCGUUAACUACUGAGCAGCUCACGUCAACCCUCAGUGAGGCCUUGUUUCAUUAUCGUGAGGUCCUUAACCUCAGAGAGAAGGAGAGAGACGAAGUUCUUCCUUUGAAUGGAAAAUUACCCGCGACGGAGGACGACGAUGCUUUGCAGGCAGAGUUUCGUUACCAGUUGGAGGCCAUGGAUCGCUUUCUCGGCUCCGUAGACGAUAUGGUCGCUGCCCUCAAUAGACCCAACGAGUCGUCUUUAGUAAAGUACCAAGCGCAAAGUCAUCCCAAGUGGCUGGAGCCAUUUAUUUAUCAGAAGGAUGAGUCCUUCGUAAAUCCAUUCACAGGCCUAAUUGUCGAAGCCCCUUCUUCCAACGCCGUCUGCUCAAGACCAGGUCCCUCAAAUAAAGAAGGACCCUUGCAAGAGAUACCAGAUAGCUUUUGGGAGAGCUACGAUCCGAGCUGCAAUCCUUCUCCAGAUGAAGACUUGGCUUCACAAAAAGCAAGCACGGUCCCUUCGCGUUUGAAAGAUGAUUAUAAACCGCGUGACCUAGAAAUUGACUCAGACGGUCGUAUGGAUCCUUAUGAGGCAUCGAUGAGAUCUAGAUCUAUCAACGGAAAUUACUUUCGUCCGCACAUCCCAAGCUCUGGGUUCGGGGAUAUAAAGCGAGAAAACGAUGUUAGUCUCCCAGGUACCUGGGUCAAUAGCUGGUCCAAUUCGACGGACGAAGAGUUCGAUGAAUGUUUCCCAAGGGCACAGGUGCCCGGGUCUUCUAGUAUUUCACGCACUUCGAAGAUCUUGGGCGCAGGCCGCUGGAAGACAUGGACGCCUCGCAUGCACUCCUCCGCCGCCAUUCAGUUGGAAGAAAUUCAGGCAAAGAAAUCCGGUGCCAAGGCUAAAAAUAAACAAAAUGACAUCUCUGAAAAGCCGGCUGAACAAUGGACAACAGCCCCCGAGACGCAAGGAAUUGUAGGUGGGGUUGAGAAGGCAGUCCGCUUCUCACCUCCAACUACACAAUCAAUUGAAAUCGGAGAAGAUGGAUUUCAAAUAUUCAACGAACCUGCCGCUGAACCCCGGGUUACUCGUAAUGGGCCCAGUAUGUCAAAAAAACAUCCAAUGUCUUCUUCAUCCUCAAUAGAGACAUCAAGCUCCGGAGCUUCUUCAACAGCGGAAGCAAAUUGGUGGGCAGAUAAUCAAAGGCGAGCCUCGGGAGUCGAGCUUUUUGAAAACUUCUCUGGUGAAGAAGAAAGAAAUGACCCUGCCUCGGCGAAUAGUCCCUUAGAAGAGCCUACUGAAUCGAAUCGUAAAGGGUUCGAAAUUCCCGAACACCCCCCUCAAUAUGGUUCUCGUGACCAAGUCGCCGCGGAUGAAGCCCUGGCGGAGAGACUGGCAAACUUUCAGGCUGAUUUCCAAAGACCAUCCGAUCUGUUUGAUGAAGAAGAAGAUCGAGAAUCAAACUCCUCUGCGUUCAUGCGUAAACAGUAUCAACAAGAUAGAGAGUUGGCAGAAAUGCUCUCUGCAGGCUUAGACCCAGAUAUGGAUCGCGAAACUCUGGAGUUGAUAAAAAGACUUUCAGGAGAUUCACCUCAAGACUUCCACUCAUUUCUUGACCAAGAAGCUGAGAGUGAAGCCCUGAUCGCUGAGCUUUCUGAUUCACAUGUAUUACGAGAUUGGGAAUUGGCUAGGCAGCUGGCCGAAGACACGCCACAAGAUAUGGAAGAGCAUCUAAGACAGCUUAAAGAACAGGAGGAGUACGCACGCCUUGCACAGGAGGCCUGGGAUGAAGAUAUCAGAAAAAGAGAAAGAGAAGAACUCGCCGUAUUAGCUGAGAUGGCUAGGUUAGAAGAGCUGGAAAUACUGGAGCAAUUGCGGAGAGAGCGCAUGGCAGACUGUACUGCAUGCUCGGAAGAGGGCGAAAAAGCAGAAAUGGCAAUGUUGUCUUGUAGCCAUGGGUACUGCACGGGUUGCAUAAAGGUCGCUUUUGAAGGCGCAUUAAGGGAGAAGAAACCGUUUAGAUGCUGCGACCAGGUCCCCAUAGAUUCUAUCGCGGCACACUUCACUCAAAACUUUGUCAGAGAUUAUAACGAUCUCAUGCUUGAGCUUAAUACUCCGAAUGCUCUCUAUUGCUCGGCGAGAAACUGUUCAAAAUUCAUUCCCCCCACCAGCAUACGAGCCGAUACUGGGACAUGCCGCGCUUGUAACAGUAAUACGUGUAGACAUUGUCGGUCUCCUUCGCAUACCGGUAUCUGUCCAGCGGAUGAGGAUUCAACUGUAGUUCUUGGCUUGGCGAAAGAGAAGGGAUGGAAACCCUGCCCCGGUUGUCAGAAUAUGAUUGAAAGAGUUGAUGGUUGUUUACAUAUGACAUGCACUAGGUGCCCUAACCGUACAGAAUUUUGCUAUAACUGUGGAAAGCUCUAUAGUAUUUGCCCUGCCACCUGUAGCAGGUAA
Molecule: messenger RNA, 2433 nt
Organism: Morchella importuna
Lineage: Eukaryota; Fungi; Ascomycota; Pezizomycetes; Pezizales; Morchellaceae
Exons: 5
Coding region: 1-2433 (810 amino acids)
Biological process (GO): ubiquitin-dependent protein catabolic process; protein polyubiquitination; positive regulation of proteasomal ubiquitin-dependent protein catabolic process
Cellular component (GO): ubiquitin ligase complex; cytoplasm
Molecular function (GO): ubiquitin conjugating enzyme binding; ubiquitin protein ligase activity; zinc ion binding
Source: RefSeq, a predicted model, not a curated record